This is a messenger RNA of Cutaneotrichosporon cavernicola, 2004 nucleotides long. RefSeq lists its product as uncharacterized. The transcript has 7 exons. Gene Ontology annotation, molecular function: ATP hydrolysis activity; signal recognition particle binding; GTPase activity. NCBI's taxonomy places the organism in Eukaryota, Fungi, Basidiomycota, Tremellomycetes, Trichosporonales, Trichosporonaceae. Gene Ontology annotation, cellular component: endoplasmic reticulum membrane; signal recognition particle receptor complex. Gene Ontology annotation, biological process: SRP-dependent cotranslational protein targeting to membrane; intracellular protein transport. Bases 1 to 2004 code for a protein of 667 amino acids. The record is from RefSeq and is a predicted model, not a curated record.
AUGCUCGAUCACGUAUCCAUAUCCCACCAGAGCGGCGUCAUCUUGUGGUCGCGCUCGUUCACGCCGACCUUCACAGCGCUCGCAGCCACCCCGGCGUCCCCGGUGAACGCGCUCAUUCGCGAGGUCAUGAUAGAGGGCAAGGCACGCACCGAGGAGGACGGGUUCGAGAAGGAUGGUUACAGUAUCCGGUGGACGAUGGAGAACGGCCUGGGACUCGUCUUCGUUGUUGUCUUCCCCGCGCUCCUGCCCUUGACGUACAUCCCGGCGCUGCUGCAGCGCACCAAGCAGCUCUUUCUCUCCCUGUUCCAACCGUACCUCGAGUCGUUUGUCGACGCCCUCGCGGACCGUGCCAGCCCAUUCGCCCCAGGGGGCCUCUCGGCGCUGCGGAUCCUCGGACAGCAGAUCGUCGACCAGCGAUGGGAAGCAAUCUUCGACCGCUGCCUGAAGAGCCAAGAAGCUACGGCGGGGAGGAAAGGUGGUCGCUCAGUGCCGGUGCCGAUGCGGCAGUCGCAGAUCGCCAACGCAGGCGCUGAGACUCCGCAUUCGGGCGACGAGGCGCAUAAUGCCGUGAGCGCCGAGGACAUAGCUAAGAACGUGCAGGCACUCAAGGGCCGCAUGAAGGGGCGGAAGGGGCGCGGGCGCGAUGGCAUGACGCCAUCGCCCGUGCCCUCGCCGCGUAAGGCGUCUGGUGCCCAGGCCAAGCUCAUGCGCAAGUGGGGCGACACGCCUGUGUCGGACGCCGAUAUGGCAGCGCUCGACUAUUCGUCGCCUGCCCCGGAGAAUGUGACCGUCGACGUUGACGCGCUAGUGUCGCAGGAUGCGCUGGGUACACGCACGGCGACGGGCAACUACGAGGUCGCGGACUGGGACUUUGGGAGUGGCAAGAAGGACGAUCUGCCGACCGAGGAGGACAUUCUCUCGCGUCGCACGCAGAAGCUCACGAUUGCUGACGACGACGAGGAGCCCGCCGAGGAGUCUACGUGGGCCAGCAUGCUCUCGCGCCUGUCUGGAAAGAAGGCGAUCACCAAGGAGGACCUGCGGCCGGUGAUUGCUGAGAUGGAGAAACACCUCAUGUCCAAGAACGUCGCCAAGGAUAUCGCCGAGAAGCUAUGUGACGGCGUCGCGUCCUCGCUCGUCGGUAAGAAGCUUGGCGGCCUCUCGUCCGUCAAGUCCGAGGUCGAGAAGGCGCUGUCGGCGAGCAUGACGCGCAUCCUGACGCCCAAGACGUCGACCGAUCUCCUCGUUGAUAUCCAGCGCAAGCGCUCCCAGCCAGGCUCACUGUCUGCGCCUGACGCCCCACCCGACCCGUACACGCUGACGUUUGUCGGCGUCAACGGCGUGGGCAAGUCGACCAACCUGUCCAAGGUGUGUUUCUGGCUCCUACAGAACGGGUUGCGCGUGCUCAUUGCCGCGUGCGACACGUUCCGCUCUGGCGCAGUCGAGCAGCUGCGUGUGCACGUCCGUAACCUCGGCGCGCUCGGCGACGAGAUGGGCAUGGGUGUUGCUGGCGGCGCGCCGGACGGCUCACGCCGCAUUGAGCUAUACGAGCGUGGCUACGGCAAGGACGCGGCUGGCAUCGCAAAGGACGCGAUUGCGUAUGCCAAGGAGCACCGCUUCGACGUUGUGCUCAUUGAUACGGCGGGGCGUAUGCAGGACAACGAACCGCUCAUGCGCGCGCUCGCCAAGCUCGUCACCGUCAACAACCCCGACAAGAUCAUCUUCGUCGGCGAGGCGCUUGUCGGCAACGAGGCUGUCGACCAACUCACCAAGUUUGACCGUGCGCUCAAGGACUUCUCUGGGGCAGGCGCAGGGCCGGCCCGCCGCCGUGGCAUCGACGGCAUCCUCCUCACCAAGUUUGACACUAUUGACGACAAGGUCGGCGCAGCGCUGUCGAUGACAUACGUCACUGGUCAGCCUAUCCUGUUCGUGGGCUGUGGCCAGACCUACACGGACCUGCGGCACCUGCGCGUCAACCACAUUGUGCAGGCGCUCCUUAGCCCGUAG